UAUAUAUAUUUCCCCUCCCUACUCUAUAUUUCCAUGCUUCAAAUAAACUAGCAUAAUCUUAUCUUAGCUAUCACAACACCACAAUAGUAUUUUUUAUCAUAUCUUAUUAGCCAAACACCAAAUGGGAGAGAAAAAGGAGGAGCAGCCGAAGAAGAAUGAGACCGAGAAAAAGCCUGACGAUGGAGGAGCCAAGAAAGACGACGGACCUGCACCUGUCGUUUACAAGUUGGACUUGCAUUGCGAGGGAUGCGUCAAGAAGAUUAAACGAACCGUUCGCCAUUUCGAAGGUGUGGAAAACGUUAAGGCUGAGCUGUCGGCUAACAAACUAACAGUUACUGGUAAAAUGGACUCCAACAAACUCCGUGAUAAACUGGCCGACAAAACCAAGAAGAACGUUGAGAUUGUGUCCCCUCAGCCCAAGAAAGACGCCUCCGCCGCCGCUGAAAAACCGCCGGAGAAGAAGUCCGAUGAGAAGAAACCCGAAGACAAAAAGCCCGAAGAAAAUAAGCCUAAAGAGCACACGGUGGUUUUGAAGAUCGCGUUGCACUGUGACGGUUGCGUUACAAAAAUUCGAAGAAUAAUCCAGAAGUACCAAGGUGUUGAUUCGGUGAACCUUGACUUAGGGAAGGACAUGGUGAUUGUGAAGGGAACUAUGAAUGAGAAGGAGUUGGUACCGUAUCUGAACGAGAAGCUGAAGCGAAAGGUCGAGGUGGUCCCACCUAAGAAAGACGAAGAUAAGAAAGAGAAAGAGAAAGAGAAAGAGAAAGAGAACAAGGAAGGCGGUGGCGAUAAGAAAGAGAAGGCGGAGGGUGCGGCCGCAGCGGCGGCGAUGGUGGAGGUUAACAAAAUGGAAUAUCAGUACCCGCCACUACCUCCCGCGUACUGGUACGAUGGACACUCUUCUGCUGGUCAAACCGGUUAUGCUAUGGAGGCUCAUUCGGGUUACGAUAAUCAUUACGUGCAGCCUGCGUACGUAAACCACGGGUACGAGAAUCAUGGAUACUAUCCUGCACAGCCACCAGCACCGUUCUUCAUGCACUCUCAACCCCCUCCUCCUCAGAUGUUCAGCGAUGAGAACCCCAAUUCUUGUUCCAUUAUGUGAUCUCAUUCAAGUGUUUGAUUGUCGGUGGAGAGCUCUGUUUUUGACGGUGUACUACUUGUGCUGUAAUUUGUAAAUAAAAACAUUAAAGUAAUAUAUAAAUUUAUAUUUAAGGAAAAAUUAUAUGAUAUAUAGGUUGGUAUUAAUGUAUUAUAGAGAUAGAGGAUGACCGGCUGGCUGGAGAAUCCUGUCCAGAUUUAAAAAAAAAAAAUAGAACUUGCAUGAUGA
Gastrolobium bilobum is the source of this 1327-nucleotide messenger RNA. RefSeq names its product heavy metal-associated isoprenylated plant protein 6-like. Gene Ontology annotation, molecular function: metal ion binding. The record is from RefSeq and is a predicted model, not a curated record. The transcript is spliced from 5 exons. Bases 122 to 1102 code for a protein of 326 amino acids. NCBI's taxonomy places the organism in Eukaryota, Viridiplantae, Streptophyta, Magnoliopsida, Fabales, Fabaceae.